ACAAACUACAAAAGUCCAUCGGUAUGGUUAAGUCACAAAUUAUAGAUGAAGAACUUAAUGACAAGACAUCAAUUCCCACAGAAAAGUAUUUAGUAGUUUAAGAGAAUUGAAUCAUACACAUUUUCAAAAGUAUUUUCAGCAAAUGCUUGGAAUCAAAUAUGUUCCCACAAUGGUUUUUUCUACUACUAAACUCAAAUUAUAGUCUGUGGGGAAUCAUUUCUCUUUUUUAGAUAAUGUUCUUUGGGAGCAGAAACAUGAAUGUUUAGAAACAAACACAUUUACAAAAAAAAAUUAAAAAGAAGGGAAGUAACGAAUUGAGUGCCUCCCAUGUACAAUUUAGAUGAAGCAAAAUGGUACACAUUAUCCCUGUUAAUCCUUGUAAGAACCAUAGUAAAGGAGCAUCAUUGGCCCCAUUUUACAGAUUGAAGAACUCAAGUCAAGAAAGUUAACUUUCUUUAAAUCGUACUCAGAAAAUAUCUGGCUCAGAAUAGGUUCUAUAGUCUGAGCUGAAGAGACUGAGCAUGUUUAAACUUUGCCUUUUAGGUUACAUAUGUGGAUAAUUUGCUAAAACAUCAAGCUAUGCAGAAAAACCCCAAGAGGAACAAUAAUUCAAGAGUUUCUGGCAUAAAACUGAAUUCUGUGGAUGCUGAGAAGGAAAAAAAAGAGAGUCAGAAUAAUUUUGUUGAACUGCUACCUCCAGAAGUCACUUUAAAAAUUUUCAGUCAGUUGGACAUCCGGAGCUUGUGCAGGGCUUCCAUAACAUGCAGGAGCUGGAAUUACACAGUAAGAAAUAGUGACUACUUGUGGAAACCUCACUGCUUGACCCUAAGAGCUGUGUGCCAAAGAGAAGUAGACGACGAUCUAGAGAGUGGAUAUUCCUGGAGAGUAAUACUACUGAGGAACUACCAGAAGAGUAAAGUGAAACAUGAAUGGCUAAGUGGCAGGUACAGCAACGUAUGUUCUCCUCUUAGCCUACCCGAGAAAAUCAUGUACCCAAUGGAUGUGGAUACAUGGGGGGAAAUUCUAGAGGCAGAACUGGAAAGAUAAGCUGAUAAAUUACAAGCCCAUCUUGUACCUUUGAGAGUUUAAAACUAAAAUGACUCUUAGGUGCGCUUAACAUUCAAAAGAAAAUAAUGUAAAAGUCCACCUUUGUUUUUAUUCUGCACUUUCAUGAAAAUUCUGGCUUCACUGUAAUGUGGGAAAAUCAUAUGUUAUUUAUGUAAGAAAUACUAUACUGAUAGAGUGAUUUCAAAAUGUAUUGCUUCAUGUAUUUAUAUUAGUGUAUUGCAGUGCUUUAGUGACAAGAGAGUUUGAGUGGUAUUUUCUGCCUAGUGGUAAUUUAAAAAUUCAGGAAACCAUAUGAAGAAACUGAUUAGUGAUUCAUUAAAUAGUAGAAAUACCUAGGCUCCUAACUAGGAAUAAACAUAAUUAGGAAGACUACCUAAAUGAAAUUAAUAACAACAUGUUGAAAUAUAUAAUAAAUUUAUAUUUUGAUAACUUUGAAAUGUGCAUUUCAGUGGAAUCCGAUUGAAUUGUCAAACAUUGAGCCCAUUUUAAAAUGUGCUAACCUUGUGGUUUAGUUUAAAAUUAAUCUGACUGGAAGGCUAAAGCUUGUGAGACUAAGUAAGAUUCCGCUUACUCGCCUGCAGACCUGGAACUGCUCUCAGGGACAGCCCUCAGAACUGCCACAGUGGCUUUCUUGGUAAAGGCCUUCUAACAGUCUUACGGCACCAUCUAGUGGACUCCUUGUAGAUAAUCAAGGCGGAGGACUUUGGUUCUUUUUGUUUUCCCCACAUUUAAAAGAAAAGAAAAUGUAAAAAAAAAAAAAAAGAA
Molecule: messenger RNA, 1833 nt
Organism: Suricata suricatta (meerkat)
Lineage: Eukaryota; Metazoa; Chordata; Mammalia; Carnivora; Herpestidae
Gene: FBXO48
Product: F-box protein 48
Exons: 2
Coding region: 580-1047 (155 amino acids)
Biological process (GO): SCF-dependent proteasomal ubiquitin-dependent protein catabolic process
Cellular component (GO): SCF ubiquitin ligase complex
Molecular function (GO): protein binding
Source: RefSeq, a predicted model, not a curated record